Labeo rohita (rohu) is the source of this 1304-nucleotide messenger RNA. Its product is annotated as P2Y purinoceptor 4. Gene Ontology annotation, cellular component: plasma membrane. The coding region runs from base 112 to 1134 and encodes 340 amino acids. The transcript is spliced from 2 exons. NCBI's taxonomy places the organism in Eukaryota, Metazoa, Chordata, Actinopteri, Cypriniformes, Cyprinidae. The record is from RefSeq and is a predicted model, not a curated record. Gene Ontology annotation, molecular function: G protein-coupled receptor activity. Gene Ontology annotation, biological process: G protein-coupled receptor signaling pathway.
CUAAUACUGAAAUGUUCAAGUAAAGUUGUGUGCUUCCAUAUAGUCACUUCAUCAUACAAUUUCAGAUGAGUUUUGAGGGGAGUGUUGAAUGACCUGUGGCAUUCUUCUAAGAUGAACACCUCAGAUUCACUCAACGCGAGCCAUGGGGUUCUGUGUUCUCCUGAGCCUCAGCACAUAUCUCUAGCUGUGAUCCUCUGUCUGGUCUAUCUGCUGGGUCUUCUGCUCAAUGGAUUCAGCCUUUGGGUCUUCACCUGCCGCAUUCACAGUUGGACCUCUGGUGUCGUUCUCCAGUUCAAUCUGGCUCUAUCUGACGCCAUCAUUGCUCCACUUACUCCACUGAUGGCGGUGUACUUCGCCAGUGAUAGCAACUGGGUUUUUGGGAAUUUCACCUGCCAGCUGAAGAUCGCCGUACUCAGCAUUCACUUCAACGGCAGUGUGAUCUUCCUCACGCUCAUUAGCGUUCAUCGAUAUAUGUCUGUGGUUCACUUCAACCGCUCCUCGUUGAUAAAAAGGAAGGUUUUUGUGAAGAAGCUGUGUGCUGGGAUUUGGUGUUUUCUCAUAAUAUCUGGCAUUUUCUAUGGAUGGAUGUUUCCUGUAACCACUGAAGAUAAUCACGGGCAGUGUCUUACUAUUCAUCAGAAAAAGCUGAUAGAUGCUUACUUCAUUAUUAACUUUUUGAUUUUCUUCUUUUGGUGUAUUUUACCCUUAACUAUAUCAGUGUUUUGCUACAGUCGCCUGGCGAGCUCAGUGUCCCGCAUUAACAUCAGUUCUGCUCAGGGCCAAUCAGCCAAGACUAAGUCAAUGAGGAUGAUAGGGAUAUGUCUGUUAAUAUUUGGCCUUUGCUUUCUUCCUCUCAAUGUUGUUCGGACUAUCGGAGUAGUCGUGAAAAAGUACUAUCCUAGUAAAUGCAGACUUCUGUUGCAGUUGGAAACAGCAUAUUAUGCAUGCUAUAUAUUGGCAGGAAUCAACUGCUGCUUGGACCCACUUAUCUACUUCUUUGGCUCACGUAAUUUUAUCAGAGCAUUCAGGAGAUCUCUUAGGGUAAUAGGGGUCAGACGCAAUGUUGAAAACAACAGUGAUUCAGAAACAGUAAGUCAAACUGCAAAGAGAAAUGUAACUUUUACUGUCUCUUAGGCAAGUCAACAUGAAGUUGUGAUAAAACUUUCCGACCUCAAGCUAGUGGUGUGUCAUCAGGGAUGUCGUUGCAAGGGUAAGUUAAAGGAUUAGUUCACUUCUAAAAUGUACAGAUAAUUUACAAAGCCCCUUGUCAUCCAAUGAUGUUCAUGUCUUCCUUUCUUCAGUCG